AUGCCAAGCGGAGGACAAAGAAAACACACGAUAUCGAACAAGACGAGGAAAAGGCCAGGAAAGGACUACGACCAGAUCCAUGAAGACCUGAAGCCAGAAAAAGCGGCGAAGCUCAUGAACCAGGAGGUAUUUUGAAUCCCUCAUUUCGCGUAUCCAACAUGAAUCUGUUUUGAGAUUGAUCUAGACCUCCCUGGCGAUGGACAGUUCUACUGUAUCGAGUGCGAAAGAUAUUUUGUGGACGAGAAAACUCGUCAAAUCCAUCGGAAAACAAAGGUUUUUUUUUACUCUUCUUUUAAUUGGAAAAAAUUAAUGAAAAAUGAAUUUUUUUUUAUUCAAGCUGCACAAAAACCGAGUGAAGACGCUGAAAGAAGUACCUUAUACGGUGAAAGAAGCACAGGCCGCCGGCGGAAUGGGUCAUUACCCAUUCAUCAUGUUGAGAACCCCAAAGUCCGUGCGCCCACAGGAAGCCGAAAUGAAGGAGGAACCCGAAGAAAAUUCGACAAAAACUAAUGAUUGA
Caenorhabditis auriculariae is the source of this 517-nucleotide messenger RNA. The record is from the annotation of a GenBank genome assembly. Lineage: Eukaryota; Metazoa; Nematoda; Chromadorea; Rhabditida; Rhabditidae.